This is a messenger RNA of Drosophila sechellia, 498 nucleotides long. RefSeq lists its product as uncharacterized. The record is from RefSeq and is a predicted model, not a curated record. Lineage: Eukaryota; Metazoa; Arthropoda; Insecta; Diptera; Drosophilidae. The coding region runs from base 7 to 498 and encodes 163 amino acids. Gene Ontology annotation, molecular function: zinc ion binding; nucleic acid binding. The transcript has 3 exons.
GGUAAAAUGGGACACAAGAUGAUUGACUGCCGAAACAGGAAGCAGAGCGCUGGCAUGUCGAGACAGGAUCACCGAGGAAGCCAAUCAUUUCAGCAGCAUUCUAAAGGCAGUAUAACUUGCUAUCGCUGCCAGGAGCAAGGUCAUAUAGCUUCACAAUGCCCCAAAAAUAUGGCAAGUGGUGGAGCUGGAUUUCGGAACGAGAAGAGAGCUGAGCUGUGCGUGGUGGAUGAACCAAAGACAAGUAUGCUGCUACGAGGUGAGAACUUUCCAAUUAUCUUUGACUCUGGAGCAGAGUGCUCUUUCAUUAAAGAGAGUUUUGCUAAAAACAUAAGCGGUAAAAUAAUAAAUAACGUAGUAAGCCUGAAAGGUAUUGGAAAUGCAAAUGUUUGCAGUACAAUUCAAAUCGAUAACAACAUUGUUGAAAUCCUACUCAGAUUCUUUUAUACAGGGAACGCCUCAGACUCGCGUAAAUUCGGGAGAAUGCCAUCUUUGUGGUAA